CAAAACAUGGGUACACAUUUCUUCACUUCAAGCCUUCAACACAAGUACUCUCCAUUUCUGGUUUGAAUUCUUGAGCCUUCAAAGUUCUAAAUAAGCAAAUGGCGAUUCUCGUAGAAGGGGCAGCUCUAUCCGCUUCUUUCCAAGUUCUGUUCGAGAAGUUUGCCUCUCCAAUCUUCAGAGAGAUCGGAAGCAGAUGGGGAGUUGGUAAGGAGCUCAAGAAACUGAUGAGGACAUUGCCUCUGAUAAAUGAUGUACUCAAUGAUGCAGAGGAGAAGCAAAUAAGCAACGCAGCAGUGAAGAUUUGGCUAGAUGACCUCCAGCAAGUCGCUUAUGAUGCUGAAGAUAUCAUGGACGAGUAUGAAACUGAAGAUCAGUUAUCAAAAGUAGCAGUACUGGAAACUCAGACCGACACAAAUCAGGUGUUGAAUCGAAUCUCUACCUCUUUCACUUCUACUGUUUCUGCAUUCAAUAAUAGCCAAGACAAGGCAACUAGGCUAAACGAUAUCACAGAAAGAUUAGAAGACCUAGCUAAACAAAUGAAUGUUCUACAUUUGAGGAAGAGAAUUGGAGGGAAAGGGAAAGGGAACAUAGUUUCAUAUAGACCUGCAACGAGUUCUAUGGUUGAUGAAUCUCUUGUUUAUGGUCGAGAGAGUGACAAGAACAAGAUAAUUGAGUUAUUAUUGACAGAAGGACCAGUCCGAAAUGUGGUGGGUGUACUUCCCAUAGUAGGAAUGGGGGGUUUGGGAAAGACAACGCUUGCUCAAUUAGUUUACAAUGAUGAGAGGGUGGUGAAUAAUUUUGAGUUAAAAGCAUGGGUGGGAGUGUCGGAAGAGUUUGAUUUGGAGAGGAUCACAAAAUCAAUUCUGGAGUCUGCAACUAAAAUGCCUUCUAAUCUCAAGGAUCUAGAUCCACUCCAACAUAAGUUAAGAGAAACAUUAAGCGGGAAAAGGUUUUUACUUGUUCUAGAUGAUGUAUGGAAUGAAAAACCCAACUUCUGGCAUGUGCUGAAAGUUCCCUUUAAGGUUGGGAAGCAAGGAAGCAAAAUCAUGGUAACCACAAGAAGCAAGCUGGUUUCAUCAAUAAUGCGCACAGUUCCAGAUCAUGAUCUUGAGGGUUUGGCAAAUGAAGAUUGUUGGUCAUUGUUUAGUCAGCGAGCUUUUGCAGGUAGAGAUUCUGAUGCACAUCAGAAUUUGCAUGCAAUUGGUGAGGAAAUUGUGAAAAAAUGUAAAGGAUUGCCCCUUGCAGCAGAGGCACUUGGAGAGCUCCUCCAUUCUAAAGUUGAUGAACAUUAUUGGAGGUACAUCUUAACAUGUGAAAUAUGGGAUUUACCAGAAGAGAAAACCAAUAUUAUGCCAACUCUGAGACUAAGCUAUGUUCAUCUCCCUGCAAAUGUAAAGCGCUGUUUUGCUUAUUGUUCCAUUUUUCCAAAGGGGUACCAGUUUAGAAAGGAGGAAUUAAUCCUGUUGUGGAUGGCUGAAGGCUUUGUGCACAGCAAAGGAACUGCCCAGCUGGAGGACAUUGGCGGUGAAUACUUUGAUGAUUUACUCUUUAGAUCUUUUUUUCAACAAUUAGUUACUGAUGGAUCACAGUAUGCAAUGCAUGACCUUAUUCAUGAUUUAGCAGUAUCUGUCUCAGGAGAGAUUUGUUCUACAUUUAGAGCAAAGAACAAUGACCAGUAUUGCAAAAUUUCUAAAAGUACUCGUCAUUUAUCACUCUCUACUACAUUUGGUGAAAGAAUAGACUUCGAGGUCUUAUAUGAAGCUAAGAAUCUGCGAACAUUUCUUCUACACUCAGGGUAUAUGCUUGCUUACAAUCGACAGGUCUCUCAUGUAUUUUCAAAAUUGAGGUACUUGCGUGUCCUGUGCUUGCAUGGAUUUCACAAGCUUGUGUUGCCUGAUUCUAUUGGAAUGUUAAUACACCUGAGGUACCUCAACUUUCAACAUACUUGCAUUGAAUACUUUCCAGCAUCAAUUGGUAAGCUCUACAAUUUACAAACAUUAAUUCUUGGUGCAUGUAAAAAUUGUUCUAAUCGUGCUGGCACACAUGUUGUCUUACCUGAAGACAUAACCAAUCUAAUUAAUCUUCGACAUUUCCGAGUGAUCUGCAGACCUGAUAUCUAUUUUCUAGGAGGAAUGCCUUGUGGUAUUGGGAGAUUAACUACCCUCCAAACAUUGACUCACUUUGUUGUGGGCAAGAAGAAGGGUGCUAAGUUGGCGGAUUUGAAGAACCUCAUGCACAUCCAAGGAGAAUUAUGCAUUUUACAACUUGAAAAUAUAGGCAGUGUUAAUGAGGCUAAAGAGGCCAAUUUGAAGGAAAAGCAACAACUUGAAACAUUAUGGUUAGGCUGGAGUUCUUUCCGAGAAAUAGGAGAUGACGAAGGGGAAACACUUGAAUGCCUAGAACCACAUAUGGGACUGAAAAAUGUAAGAAUCGAAUACUAUUCUGGAGUAAGAUUGCCGAGGUGGAUAGUGGCCUUACCCAAUCUUGUGAAGUUGGAACUCGUAAACUGUAUAAGAGUCAAGGUCGUCCCUCCUCUUGGACAGCUACCCUCACUCAAACAUCUAAUGAUGUCUGGCAUGGAUGGCAUAAAGCACUUGGGGAAGGAGUUUUAUGGGGAUGGAAGUGUUAAGGGAUUUCCACAACUAGAGACUUUAGAAUUCAGAAGUAUGCCCAAGUGGGAAGAAUGGUCUGGAGGAGAUGGAAGUGAGUUAUUUCCUCACCUUCACAAACUUGAGAUCUCCAGAUGCCAUAAAUGGAGGGGGUUCUCCUUCCGGUUUCCUGCUCUAAAUGCAUUGUCUGUAAGAGAUUCUGUAGGUUUAACUUCUCUUCAAUAUCACAGGAUCCAAUCUCUCAAUGAUGGUAGUGAGUCUGAAGACAUGUUUCCCUGCCUCCAUGAACUUCAGAUAUAUUCCUGUCCCAAUAUAAGGGAAAUCUUGCCUGAUAUGCGGUAUUGUCCAAGUCUUAAACAUCUAACCCUCUUUCACUGUCAUGAUCUGGAGUCAUUGCAAUCUCAAGGUUUACCACCUACUCUUACUUACUUGAAAAUAAGGAAUUGUAACAAACUCCAACACUUGCCAGAAGAGGGGCUACCUCCCGUGCUUAGUCAUCUUGAUAUCGCAAACUGUCCCUUUCUAGAGGAAUCGUGUGAAAAAGAGACGGGAAGAGAUUGGCCCAAGAUAUCCCAUAUUCCCAGCAUAAUGAUUAAUCAUGAGUUUAUCUCUUGAUGAAGACGAAGAUGCUAUCAUUUCAACAUAAUUCACACAACAAAUAUCCCGGCAAAUGCUGUUUUUUGAACAAGUCCAUCUCAAUAAG
Messenger RNA from Telopea speciosissima, 3312 nucleotides. Its product is annotated as putative disease resistance RPP13-like protein 1. The transcript is spliced from 2 exons. Gene Ontology annotation, molecular function: ADP binding. The coding region runs from base 99 to 3224 and encodes 1041 amino acids. The record is from RefSeq and is a predicted model, not a curated record. Gene Ontology annotation, biological process: defense response to other organism. NCBI's taxonomy places the organism in Eukaryota, Viridiplantae, Streptophyta, Magnoliopsida, Proteales, Proteaceae.